GAAGAUUCGUAGUGAAUUUGUGAGUGUUUUGAAACCAACCACACAAUCUGGCAACCCUGCAGUCCACCAGUCUCUCAGCACCCUCUCUGUUGUUGUCAUUUGUCUCCUAUAACAACCACACUUUCUCUCUCUGCACCAAGGCACGUCUUGUUUGAGUUCAUUAAAGACCAUGCAUGCACCAGAAAGUCAAUGCUAUCAACUGACCAGAAUUCUUUGUCAUCUGUUACAGAAGAGGAUCCAGAGGUGACCCAAUAACUCAAUCCAGGAAAAAGAUAUGGCUAACUGUGAUGACAGAAAAUGGGAUCCAUAUGAGACCGCGCAGAAAAGGGAUUUUAUAAGCAGACCCAGUUCACCAGUUCCGGUUUUAUGGCCAACUACAUCCAGGGCCUAUAGAAAUCCAUAUGCUUUGGCCGAUCCUAUUGGUGUAACUGCAUAUAGCGAAGACUUUUGCUGGAAACCUCCAUCUAAGCCUGAGUGUAUACGGACUGGGACAGCAUCUGGCAACAGAAGAAACAACCCACACCCAAGCCAGGGUUUUAUGGUAUGGAGGCUUCCUCCUGGACUGAAGCUUUGUGAAAACCCCCCACCUGAGGAUGAAGUCAAAAAUGCUCUGUCUGCUCAGUACAAGUCAACAUACAGAAAUGACUUUUUGGGCAUCCCUCAAGGCAUCUUGAUGAAACGUAAAGCCCUAGAUCCUGUUAAGCACAUUUCAGAGGUCCCACAGAGCAUCCAGACUGAGAUGAGAUAUAACUAUCGUAAGCCUGUUCAGAGACCUGAAUUUCGGGGAAAUAUAUCCCACCGUGAGGCACCAAAGGGGAUAAUCCCUACAGUGGUCCCAAAGCAUAUCACUAACCAGGAAAGCAUGAAGCCCUUGACUACUUAUGACAGGCAUUUCUGUGGUAAAUCCACAGACUUUGCUUCAGUGCUCAGCUCUCUCCAGCCUGAAGAACUCCAGCACUUCUACAAGCAUUUACCUGAAAAGGAAAAAAUGGUGAUGCAAACAUUUUUGAAGAAAAACCCAAGUCCCCCUGGUCAAGGAAAGAAAAUAAUUGAACCAGUGGCAUUCACGCAACCUCCUGUAGUGCUAGACAGGAUAUCCGUCUGGCCUGGGCCUCUGUGACCGAUUCCCAUGAUGUGCAUGUGUGUGCAAGAAAAGGAAUAAAUUCCUUCUAUUGCAAUGGAUUGUGCUGUUCAGAUAUAUGUUAAGGAGUAUGUAUUUGCCUGCACAUUACAUCACAUAUUAAUACACGAAAAAUACAUACAUGUAGUCAGUUCUUUGUCCGGUAGAAGAAUAUAACAAAUGAGUCAACCAGUUCAUAUUAUCUUCAUUGGGUAGAAGGUGUUGAUUAAUUUUCCAUAACAGCUGUUCUGGCAGUAGUUACAGGUUUAAGUUAAUACAUUACAUUCCACACAAACGUAUUAACAAAACAUCUACAGUCAUUGACAUUUACAUUUAAAGAGUCUCCAUAGUCAGUGUUUUGUAACAGUCAGAGCUAAAGCUGUAACUUUACGUUUUUCAACAUGGGAAAGUCUUCAGAAUAAUAAAUAGGGAUUUGUAAUUUCUUGCAAACAUGAGAAUCUGCAUUUAUUUUUCUUAUUAACUUUUAAAGGAUGAUGAGAAAACAACUGUUAUAUCUCUUCCACAACUUUAAAUGUAAUUGUAAAUGGAUAAAAUGUAGCAUGUGUUGUUCAUUAAUCAAUAAAAGUUGUAAUCCAUAUUAAUUUCCUGUGGUAUAAGAAAAAUAAA
Messenger RNA from Hemibagrus wyckioides, 1747 nucleotides. RefSeq names its product testis-expressed protein 26-like. The record is from RefSeq and is a predicted model, not a curated record. Gene Ontology annotation, cellular component: cytoplasm. The coding region runs from base 275 to 1120 and encodes 281 amino acids. The transcript is spliced from 8 exons. Lineage: Eukaryota; Metazoa; Chordata; Actinopteri; Siluriformes; Bagridae.